This is a messenger RNA of Arachis stenosperma, 633 nucleotides long. RefSeq lists its product as uncharacterized. The transcript is spliced from 2 exons. NCBI's taxonomy places the organism in Eukaryota, Viridiplantae, Streptophyta, Magnoliopsida, Fabales, Fabaceae. The coding region runs from base 1 to 633 and encodes 210 amino acids. The record is from RefSeq and is a predicted model, not a curated record.
AUGUGGAGCGUUGAGGUUGAAUUCGGUCAUAGCAUACUCAUCUGGCAUAUUGCAACCGACAUAUGCUAUCAUUCUACAAAAGCAGCAGAAUAUCAAAAGAAAAAAUGGGAAGCGAGUAAGAGGAUUUCCAAUUAUAUGUUGUAUCUUUUACUCGUGCGUCCCUUCAUGCUGCCUAAAUGGAUCAACAGGAUUACACACAUUCGGAACACUUUCAGGGAAGCCAUAAGGAUAUUGCAGCGCGAGCAGCUAUCGGUGAAAGAUGCUGCAAGCGCUUCGAAAUUGCUGAUUCAAAUGAACACGCAGAGUCACCGGCCACUCGAACAACUCCGAAGGGAAAAGGCUGGCAAGUCUUUGCUACAUGAAGGGUGCCGCCUUGCUUUACAGCUUCAAAAUAUAUACAGUCCAUGUGACAUAAUUUGUGAUGUGUGGUUAGAGAUGCUUACUUAUGCUGCAAGUCAGUGUGACUGGGGGGCGCAUGCUCAGCAACUCCGAAGAGGAGGAGAAUUUCUGACUCAUGUUUGUCUUCUCAUGGCGGAACUUGGUUUGAGCAAACAAUUUGACAUUGGCCGGAAGGAAAGCAGCGUAGAAAGCCAAGAUGAUGGAUGGGGAUGCCUAAAAAAUUCUGUCACCUGA